AUGGAGAUUGAUCUAUCACAGACUAAGGUAACAGUUUCUCCUAAGGAGAAAGAUCUUAAUGAUUGGCUCCCCGUAACAUCGUCGAGGAAUGGAAAAUGGUGGUAUUCGGCUUUCCACAAUGUCACGGCUAUGGUCGGCGCUGGCGUCCUUGGCCUCCCCUAUGCCAUGUCCGAACUUGGCUGGGGCGCUGGAGCUGCCAUAAUGAUCCUAUCAUGGGUCAUUACUCUCUACACCCUAUGGCAAAUGAUCGAAAUGCACGAAAUGGUGCCCAGUAAAGGAAUCUCUCUCGCUGCAGCAAUCAUGUCAUUCAGUUAUUCGACUAUAGCAUGGGUGGCCUCGGCCCGUCGAGGGUUUCAACCGGAGGUAUCAUAUGCCCCGAGUGCAUCCACCAGUACCGGAAGAGUGUUUCAAUUCUUUAGUGCAUUAGGAGAUGUGGCUUUCGCCUUUGCCGGUCACAAUGUAGUCCUUGAAAUUCAGGCAACGAUCCCUUCAACUCCCGAGAAACCAUCGAAGAAACCCAUGUGGAAAGGAGUGUUAAUAGCUUAUAUCGUUGUUGCUAUGUGUUACAUUCCGGUCGCCUUUGUCGGUUAUGCCACCUUCGGGAGGAAUGUAGAGGAUAAUAUCCUUAUAUCACUAGAGAAACCAGCAUGGCUUAUUGCUGCAGCUAACUUGUUCGUUGUAAUCCAUGUUAUCGGAAGUUAUCAGGUUUUUGCUAUGCCUGUCUUCGACAUGGUGGAAUCGUGCUUGGUGAGGAAGAUGAAUUUCAAGCCAACUCGACGACUAUCCCUCACAAUGUUCCUCGGAAUGACACUCCCUUUCUUUGGUGGGCUUCUCGGCUUCUUGGGAGGGUUUGCUUUUGCUCCAACUACGUAUUACAUAUGCAUUAUUCUUGGAUUUUUACUGAUGAUUUUAGCCCCUAUUGGUGCAUUGAGGCAGCUAGUAUUGGAUGCCUUGGACUUCGAUUUCUAUUCUUGA
This is a messenger RNA of Fraxinus pennsylvanica, 975 nucleotides long. The record is from the annotation of a GenBank genome assembly. Lineage: Eukaryota; Viridiplantae; Streptophyta; Magnoliopsida; Lamiales; Oleaceae.